UGAAGCAAAUCAUAGUAAAUGUUUCCCACUAAAAUAAAUGUUUAUCUGCAAUAGUCCAGGAGUUAUGCUAUGUCUGGUUAGUAUAGGUUUAAACUAUACUUAGCAGGUUUUUACUUUAAAUGUUUCUGCUCAUAAAAAAACAUGUCUAGAAUAAAGUUAGAGAUUUUUAACCUGAAUACUUGUUGGUAUAUGAACCCAUGCCCUUAGGUGUUCUUCAGUUUAUUACCAGGCUGUGACUGGUGGGGGAAGGUUACAGCUAUUUAUCCAGUUAUGUAGAACAUGCUAGGCAGCUCCACAUUUAUCCUUGUCAGUUCAAAUUCAGACCUGUGAUUAAGAAGGAGCAAUUUUACUUCAACACAAAAGGUAGCAGCAGCAGGCGACCUGUCUGGUGCUAUGAAGUUGUUCUAACUAUAAUCGGAUCUGUUUAGCAUAGGACAUAGAACUCUUCUCAGCAAUGACACAUCUAUAGCCUAUACUGAAAACCACAAGACAUCUCUGGUCAACUACAACGAUGGAUGUCAAAUAUUCACUGGAGAUACCGCACUUCUUUCUGUCUAUAAAUGUCUUCAUGGUGAUGUUCAGCCUCUCUGAAGCUCUGUGUCCUGGACUAGGACAGCUACAAAAUGGAACAACCUUCUUUCGUUACGGAGGAAUAUACACCACUUUUACAUGUAAUCAUGGGCUUAGAUUACUUGGACAUGUCAGUAACAGCUGUAUUAGAGGAAAGUGGAGGAAGCCAGUACCUGUUUGUGUAGCAAAUGGAUGCCAUUUGCCUACUGGUAUUUUACAUGGCAGUCUUCAACCCAGUCACAACAAUGCGGUCAUUACUUUCAUAUGCAACAAAGGCUACAAGCUAUUUGGUUCUUCGUUAAUCUAUUGCAAUGGGAAAAGAUGGAACGGCACAAUGCCUGUUUGUAGAGAUUCUGACAUGAUGAGUUCAAGUCAAAGAGAAACAAUUGCACAAAUGAGCAGCUCAGUGAUCAUGAGGCACUUAUCACUUUCAGGAAAGUCAUCAGAGGAUCUUCACAGAAUCUUUUAUAACACUACACAAAAUGAACCUGAUAACUAUCACAGUAAUAAAAGUUCGAGAAGUGACUCCACAACCAUAAUUAGGAUUAAGUAUAUACAGGACAAAAAUAGUUCCUACCAACACAAAGAACCGUUGACGUUUUGGGAAAAUCAACGUUCACUACAUCUGACACCUGGAGACAAACUAAAGUCAACAAAUAAAACCAGUUUUGGAGAACGCUACUCUUCAGUAUUUUCAUCUAUACUAGAGUCACAUACAGAAUCGCCAAAGAUAAAUGUCACCAACUGGUAUAACUUAUCAAACGUGGUACAAACUGAAAAACUAACAACAAAAUGGACAGAAGAUAAAACAAAAAUUGUAACCAUCCCAUUUCAAACAAGAUUAAAUAAUUACACAUUAAGAUCUUUAGUUCCCAAGGAGCAUUAUCCAAAUUCUGAAAAUUAUGUAUCGUCUAGGAAUCUUUUUACAAGCUUACGUAUUGGUCCCUUAUCCCACCUGAGAACAACACCAUCCAUGGUAGAAGGAACAACUAGAUGGACACAGCCUGAGGAGGUCUUUACCAAUAUUAAUCACACACUUCAGUCACAUUCAGUAAGAAUCCAGUCUUCCAUUUUACAUUUACUAAGUUCACUUGCUGGAACAGUUAUACCAGAAGCCACCACAAAUAAAUCUUCUAUGUUAAGGUCAACAUAUGGGUCACCAAAACAUGUCCCCACCAGUGCAAAUCUAAAAUACAUUAUGACCCAUUCUGAAUAUGCCAACAUUGAGGAGAAACCAACUGCUACUAUCCCAUCGAUAAUUCUAACAAGUAUUACAGCAUCAGUCAUCAAUUAUACUCAAAAGUUACCUGUAUCUUUUCACCAACAACUAACACAAGGUUCCAUUUCUCAGACUAACAGCACCACACAUGAUAAACAGUAUAAAUACAAUGAAGCUGUUAAUGAAGUUACUGCUAAGCUGCCAACACGUAGAUUUAAAACAACAACCAUACAAAGCUUGCUUUUAGCAAAAAAGCCCAGCAAAACCAUUCAUGGAUUUGAGGAGAUAACUGUAACCACGCCUAGAGUCACAUCUUCCACACGUAUUCCACAAACAACGAAAGCCAACAGAAAUCAAUUUCACCAUGGUGCUCUCAAGAAUACUUUGAAAAGAAGAGUGCGGUGCUUUUAUCCUCCGGUACCAAUCUAUGGAACAUUCCGGUUUCUUACUUUGAAGGAUCCUCUCCCAAACCAGUAUCAAUACUACAUUCAAUACUACUGUUAUCCAGGAUAUACUAUGACCCAAGGUGAUGUGUAUAGCUACUGCAUGGAGAAUGGAAUUUGGAGUGGAGCUACACCAAUCUGUGAAGAAUUUUAGAGAAUAU
Messenger RNA from Rana temporaria (common frog), 2393 nucleotides. RefSeq lists its product as uncharacterized. Lineage: Eukaryota; Metazoa; Chordata; Amphibia; Anura; Ranidae. The transcript has 4 exons. Bases 512 to 2386 code for a protein of 624 amino acids. The record is from RefSeq and is a predicted model, not a curated record.